GUUCCUCUAAAACUGAAGGUACUAGUACUGAAUCUUCUAAAGUCAAAGCUUCCACUCCUCCUAAACCAGAUUCAUUCAAAACUGAUCUUUCUAAAACCGAUGAUUCUCCUAAAACUGACAAGAUUGAUGAUUUUUCUAAAACUAAAGACCAAGCUAAUAAGGCUGAUGAUUCUUCCAAGACUGGCACAACUGACGAUUCUUCAGAAACUAGUAAAAAUAAUGAUUCUUCUUCCGUGAUUAAUAAUUCUUCAGAAACUGAUAAUUCUUCCAAAACUAUCAAGACUAACGAUUCUUCUGAGUAUAACAAGGCUAAUGAUUCUUCUAAAACUGACAAAAUGGUUUCUUCCAUAAUUGAUAAGUUCAAUGAUUUAUCCAAAACUGACGAUUCUUCCAAAGCUGGCAAGAUUGAUUAUACUUCCAAAGCUAACCAAACUGAUGAUUCUUCUAAUACAAACAAAGCUGAUGCUUCAUCCUUUAAAGCUCAUGAGAUUGGUGAUUCUUCACAAGCUAAUAAUUCUUCUGAUACAAAUAAAGCUGACGGUUCCUUCUCUAAAACUCAUGAGACUGAUGAUUUUUCUAAAACUCCUGAAACUGAUAAUUCGCCCCAAAUUAAUGAUUCUUCUAAUACAAAUAAAGCUGACAAUUCUUCCUCUAAAACUCAUGAGACUGAUGAUUCAUCCCAAGUUAAUGGUUCUUCUAAUACAAAUGAAGCUGACAAUUCUUCCUCUAAAACUCAUGAGACUGAUGAUUCAUCCCAAGUUAAUGGUUCUUCUAAUACAAAUGAAGCUGACAAUUCUUCCUCAAAAACUCAUGAGACUGAUGGUUCUUCCAAAACUGACAAAAGCGAUAACUCUUCUAAUACAAAUAAAGCUGAUAAUUCUUCCCCUAAAACUCAUGAGGCUGAUGAUCCUUCCUCUAAAACUCAUGAGGCUGAUGAUUCUUCUUCUAAAACUCAUGAGGCUGAUGAUUCUUCUAAUCCAAAUAAAGCUGACGGCUCCUCCUCUAAAAUUCAUGAGGUUGGUGAUUUCACCAAAACCGACAAAGCUGUUGAUUCUUCCUCUAAAACUCACGAUACUGGUGAUUCUUUCAAAGUCAACAAAACUGAUGAUUCUUCUCAUAUAAAUAAAGCUGGUGAUUCUGCUUCUAAAAUUCAUGAGACUAGUGAUUCUGCAAAAAUUGAUAAGACCGAUGAUUCUUCUGAUAUAAAUAAAGCCGACAAUUCUUCAUCUAGAACUCAUGAAACUGGUGUUUCUUCCAAAUCUGCCCAAACUGAUGAUUCUUCAAAUGCAAAUAAAGCUGAUAAGCCUGAUAACACACCUAAAACUAAUGAUACUGACAGUUUCAAGGCUGACAAAAUUGAAGAUGAUUCUUCCAAGGCCGACACAGCCGAUAAAAUUGGAGAUACUUCAGAAACUAAUAAAUCCGAAAUUGAUUCAGAGAGUUUUGUCAUUGUAUAG
Molecule: messenger RNA, 1457 nt
Organism: Racocetra persica
Lineage: Eukaryota; Fungi; Glomeromycota; Glomeromycetes; Diversisporales; Gigasporaceae
Source: the annotation of a GenBank genome assembly